CCUCUGGCCCCGGUGGAAUUGGGGCUGAGGAGGAGCUGAAAAUGCAGAUUUAGCAUCAAGCACAGACACACACUCGCUCUUUCUCUCAGAUACACACAGCUCCCCACAUUCGCACCUCUGCCAGCGAGCCGGGCCGCCUGACUGCACGGCUUCCCCGCCAGCCAGAUGCUGGAGGAGAGCACACAUUGAUUUGCUGCUUUCCAAGCCCCUAAUCAGCCUGUUUCUCUACAUAAAGAUUUUUUUAAAAAACAAACAAACAGACAAAAACUAUAUAUAUAUUUUUUGUUUGCACCUUCCCUCCGGGUCUCCUGCUCUGUCCGCCUGCGCGCCUCCUAGCACCACUUUGCACUCCCAAAGAAUGAUGAAAGGUGGCUGUGUGUCCCAGUGGAAGGCGGCCGCCGGGCUCCUCUUCUGUGUCAUGGUUUUUGCAUCUGCCGAGAGACCGGUCUUUACGAAUCAUUUUCUUGUGGAGUUGCAUAAAGGAGGGGAGGAAGAAGCUCGCCAAGUUGCAGCAGAAUACGGCUUUGGAGUCCGAAAGCUCCCCUUCACUGAAGGCCUGUACCACUUUUACCACAAUGGCCUUGCCAAGGCCAAGAGAAGACGCAGCCUGCACCACAAGCAGCAGCUGGAGAGAGACCCCAGGGUAAAGAUGGCCUUGCAACAGGAAGGAUUCAACCGAAAAAAGCGAGGGUAUAGAGACAUCAAUGAGAUCGACAUCAACAUGAAUGAUCCUCUUUUUACAAAGCAAUGGUAUCUGAUCAAUACCGGGCAAGCUGAUGGAACUCCUGGCCUUGAUUUGAACGUGGCAGAAGCCUGGGAGCUGGGGUACACAGGGAAGGGUGUCACCAUUGGAAUUAUGGACGAUGGGAUUGACUACCUCCACCCGGACCUGGCCUCAAACUACAAUGCCGAAGCGAGUUAUGACUUCAGCAGCAACGAUCCCUAUCCGUACCCCCGGUAUACAGACGACUGGUUUAACAGCCACGGGACCCGCUGUGCAGGGGAAGUUUCUGCCGCUGCCAACAACAAUAUCUGUGGGGUCGGAGUAGCAUACAAUUCCAAGGUCGCAGGUAUCCGGAUGCUGGACCAGCCAUUUAUGACGGACAUCAUCGAGGCCUCCUCCAUCAGCCACAUGCCUCAGCUAAUCGAUAUCUACAGUGCCAGCUGGGGCCCCACAGACAAUGGGAAAACAGUGGAUGGGCCCCGAGAGCUCACACUUCAGGCGAUGGCUGACGGUGUGAACAAGGGCCGAGGGGGCAAAGGCAGCAUCUACGUGUGGGCCUCCGGGGACGGCGGCAGCUACGACGACUGUAACUGCGACGGCUACGCCUCGAGCAUGUGGACCAUCUCCAUCAACUCGGCCAUCAACGACGGCAGGACCGCGCUGUACGACGAGAGCUGCUCCUCCACCCUGGCCUCCACCUUCAGCAACGGCAGGAAGAGGAACCCUGAGGCGGGCGUGGCAACCACAGAUUUGUAUGGCAACUGCACUCUGAGGCAUUCUGGGACAUCCGCGGCUGCUCCUGAGGCAGCUGGAGUGUUUGCACUGGCUUUAGAGGCUAACCUGGGUCUGACCUGGAGAGACAUGCAACAUCUGACUGUGCUCACCUCCAAACGGAACCAGCUUCAUGACGAGGUCCAUCAGUGGCGGAGGAAUGGAGUCGGCCUGGAGUUUAAUCACCUCUUUGGCUACGGGGUCCUUGAUGCAGGCGCCAUGGUGAAAAUGGCUAAAGACUGGAAAACCGUGCCUGAGAGAUUCCACUGUGUGGGAGGCUCCGUGCAGGACCCUGAGAAAAUACCAUCCACUGGCAAGUUGGUGCUGACCCUCACAACCGAUGCGUGUGAGGGGAAGGAAAAUUUUGUCCGCUACCUCGAGCACGUCCAAGCUGUCAUCACGGUCAACGCAACCAGGAGAGGAGACCUGAACAUCAACAUGACCUCCCCUAUGGGCACCAAGUCCAUUUUGCUGAGCCGGCGUCCGAGGGAUGAUGACUCCAAGGUGGGCUUUGACAAGUGGCCUUUCAUGACCACCCACACUUGGGGGGAAGACGCCCGAGGAACCUGGACCCUGGAGUUGGGGUUUGUCGGGAGCACACCCCAGAAGGGGGUGCUGAAAGAGUGGACACUGAUGCUGCAUGGCACGCAGAGCGCCCCUUACAUUGAUCAGGUGGUGAGGGAUUACCAGUCCAAGCUGGCCAUGUCCAAGAAGGAGGAGCUGGAGGAAGAGCUGGACGAAGCUGUGGAGAGAAGCCUGAAGAGCAUCCUGCGCAACAACUAGCACCGCGCCCCGGCCUCCACGCCUCCCUCCUCCCAGUCUCUGCCCCUCUGUCCUCCCUCCACUCUCCAUCGGGCACCGAGCAGUUACUCUUACACAAGUGAUGCCAACUUCUUGAUCUGAAGCUUCGCUCACUGUCAGUGAUUAUUUUCAUUACAAUGGAAGCAAUCUUUUUUAUUCUAUGCCCCAAAUACAGUGUUCCCACCAACACCUAUGUCUUAUUUGUGACUCUAAGUUCUUUAUUUGUGUCAUUCAAAUAGAUGAUAUCCUGCAAACAAAAGUGGGACAGCUUUCCCAUCAAUUUUUUUCAUACCUGAGAAGUGAAGAGAAUGCAUUUAAAAAGCCACACACAGUGACUCCAAGAACGUUUAUUCAUGGUCUCAACUGAGGACCUGUUACGUAAAAUGAAAAUCAAAGAUGAUGACAGAGGGUGAGCUCUGAACCCUUUAAAGCACAGGAGAUGCAGUAAACCCUUUGGGGAGAGAUGUUUUGAACUUAGCAAGAUUUGUCAGUGAUGUCGAUGCAGGUGGCAUGAUUUGAAAGAUGCCAGCCCUGAGAGCCCUAAUUCCUGGAUGGGGAAGAAAGAGUCAAACAGCAUGAGCACUGGACGUCUUACCACCAACACCAACAUCAUAACUCGUCCUGCCCAGCCAGGGUGAUAAAUAUAAAACCCAGGUGGCCUGGCUGGCCUUUCACCAGCUGCUGCUCUGCGUUAUGGUUAAAGCUGCUGGAGAAGCCCAAAUUACUCUCAGUUUGUAUAGAGUUCAUCCCAGCCCCGAUUUUCUGGGGUUCCUCACACAGCUAUACAAAAGAAUAAGAGGUGAGGUAGGUCUGGCAACAUGUCUGGUAAAGAAUAGCUGAGUGGGUUUUCACACAGGACCAAUUCUUUUUCCUAAGUCACUUUGGGCUUCUUAAUCUGAUUUAAGUGAGAGGCGAGGUGAGUAUUUUUGACAGCUUUUCACACAUAUACUUGGGCUUUGAUUUCCAAAACGUAUGAUUGAGGGAAAUGUCUUAUUCCUUCAUGUUGUGAUUUGUUUGACGUGUCAGGGAAAGAGGUGUGUGAAGGGGGCAUGAGUGAGGACGUGAGCAGCCAUGUUCACAUGGACCUCCAUUGGUAUGGAGCCUCUUCUGCCAAAGGGGGGGAAUGCCAGCUCAUCCCCAGGACCUCAAGGCCUGAAGGGAGCAAGAGAAGACCUCCCUCUGUAGAGAAAGCACACAGUUACCAUCUUGGCAACUAAGCCAUCCAUGAGAAUGUUUAACAUGCAACCCAAAGGUGAUACAUUCCUUUCCUCUGUCAACCCCAAAAGACACCACACCAUUUCAUUGCCAAAUAGAAAUGCUUUCUGACCCGCUGUCACUUUGUUUUCCUACUCAAGGAUUGGCUCCACAUCCCCAAUCCCAAUGCCCAUCCAAGCAAUGAUUUGUUUGAUUUGAUUCCCAAAAUCGGAUCCACCACUUCUGAUUGCAUUUCUCCCUUCCCCUGGGAGUCUGGGGCUAAGCCUGGGCUUCCUUUCCUUAAAGCCAGCAACACGAGAGCACGAGGUUUUGUUCCCUGAAGGUGGCAACUUAGAGAUAGAAGUCUGGAAAACCCAUUUCCUUUCUUUUUCCCUCCAUGUUGGCAUGAAUUUCUGUCUUCUCCAACACCAUAUGACCUUCUCUAUAAAAUGCUUUAAAAUGUAAUAAUAUUUAUGAUUUUUAAAAGAAAUUUAUUACUUGUUGCGAAGGUCUUUUUAAACCAGUUUAGAAUUCAAGAACAAAUAAAUGGAAAUCAUCAAAAAUUCAUUUCACAUUAACAGUCUGAAAAUAAACCAAAGGACAUUAUGUGUGCAUGUGUGUAUAGGUGCACACAGAAAUAUAUAUACACAUGUAGACUAUAUACAUGUGUGUAUGUAUGUGUAUAUAUAUACACUUGUAUAAAUGUAUAUACACACAUAUGCCUAAAAUGUGUGUAUGUGUAUUUAUGGAAGAAACAGACAUCAUAUUCAUCGCUAAAAGAAUAUUCAGAGAAUAUCAAGAUGAUUCUGGCUGAAGAAAAAGGCCGGUGGAAAUUCAGGUGAAAAUGUUCAUUGAUUCCCAUUAAGUCACCUCUGUAAUUUUGCAGCUCUCUGUAUAAAUAUUAAAUGUCUUAUAUAGCAGCAAAAAUAUAAAAUAGUUGUCCAUAUUUUCACAGUUGUGGUAUAAUUUAUGAAAUCAGAGAGUAACUAUCAGCUUCUUAAUAGAAACGGCAAGUUUUGAUAUGAGUAUACAGUAUAUAAAAAUAUAUAUAGUGCUAUAUAAAAAUAUUUGGUCUCUAUUUCAUUUUUUGCAUCAGUAUCAACACGAAAAUAUGUCUAGCUAGUGAGGUUUUUAUGAUAUCCCUGAUCCUAAUGCAAGAGACAUUUAUAGUCAUUAUUUUUAAAAAUGAAAAUAAGUAAAUAAUAAUUAAGCAAGUUAACAUUGUUACUCCCUGUGACAAAAUUUUAUAAGUAAAUUAAAAAAGACAUGUUGUAAAUUAGGAGACUCAACAAUAAAACAUUACCUUCCAGAAA
Messenger RNA from Equus caballus (horse), 4803 nucleotides. It is a transcript of the gene PCSK2, whose product is annotated as proprotein convertase subtilisin/kexin type 2. The record is from RefSeq and is a predicted model, not a curated record. Gene Ontology annotation, cellular component: neuron projection; membrane. Gene Ontology annotation, biological process: peptide hormone processing. Gene Ontology annotation, molecular function: serine-type endopeptidase activity. Lineage: Eukaryota; Metazoa; Chordata; Mammalia; Perissodactyla; Equidae.